This is a messenger RNA of Plasmodium inui San Antonio 1, 387 nucleotides long. Its product is annotated as translation initiation factor 1A. Gene Ontology annotation, biological process: translational initiation. The record is from RefSeq and is a predicted model, not a curated record. NCBI's taxonomy places the organism in Eukaryota, Apicomplexa, Aconoidasida, Haemosporida, Plasmodiidae. The transcript is spliced from 2 exons. The coding region runs from base 1 to 387 and encodes 128 amino acids. Gene Ontology annotation, cellular component: cytoplasm. Gene Ontology annotation, molecular function: translation initiation factor activity; RNA binding.
AUGAGAAAGAGGGUUUGGAUAAACUCUGGUGACAUCAUUUUAGUAUCCCUGCGGGAUUAUCAAGACAGCAAGGCGGAUGUUAUUGCGAAAUACACACCUGACGAGGCAAGAAGCCUGAAAACGCACGGGGAAUUGCCCGAAACGGCCAAAAUCAACGAAACGGACAUUUUCGAUGACGACGCACAGAACGGAGUCGAAUUUUUGGACGAUGAAUCUGACGAGGAGGCCCAGGAAGAAGUGAACAACGCGAAAAAAUUGGAAAUAGAAGACGUAAGUGGAGGAAUUGACAGCAGAGGGGGGGAAGGGCACACCCCUUCCCACAUCCACGAUGAUGCACGUGUGCGCAUGUGCAUUCGUAUGUGUGUGUGCAUCUUUGUGUUUACGUAG